Molecule: messenger RNA, 1657 nt
Organism: Aedes aegypti (yellow fever mosquito)
Lineage: Eukaryota; Metazoa; Arthropoda; Insecta; Diptera; Culicidae
Gene: Gr20
Product: putative gustatory receptor 2a
Exons: 6
Coding region: 162-1394 (410 amino acids)
Biological process (GO): sensory perception of taste
Cellular component (GO): dendrite; membrane; axon
Source: RefSeq, a predicted model, not a curated record
CGCGAAUUCGCCCGAUAAACACCUUCCUCGCUGUCUGUGGUGCCACCGAGAGUGUUACUUCCGUUCGUUACUCUACUGGCUUCCCUUUCCGUGGGGUGGCGACGGUGAAUAUCCCAUUUGCGCUCAAACAACAAAACAGUGCGCAAGCCUUUUUACGCGAAAUGCGUUGGUUCGUGGUCGAAAGUGUGUACGAUUCGGUUCGACCCGUGACACAUGUGUUGAAACUGUUCGGAAUGUGGUCCAGUGGUUGGAGUCCUGGGCCAAGUCGGUGGAAAUGCUGGCAUUCGUGCCUGUAUGUGGCAUUUUUCAUGGCGCUGAAUGGCUACACGACAUAUGUGACACUUUGUGUGCAACAUUAUGAUUAUAUAUACCAAUCGCUGAUAAUUGGCAAGAUGGAAAUCAUUUAUGUUAUGAUUAUGUAUUUAAUCAUAAAAUAUUCGAUACUGAGCUGCUGCUUCUUGCGGGAUAAAAUAGCAAACAUGCUUGAACAGUUGCAUCAAGUGGACGUUGACUUGUUAGGUUUGAAAUCCAGAGUCAAUCAUGAGAGGAACCACUGGAAAUUGGUGUUGGCGAUUAUAGUAAUGGAAUUCAGUUCAGUUGCCUUGACAGUUGGUUCAUAUUUUUAUUAUGAAGAAACGAUACCUGGUUUUAAUUACACAGUGCAGACAUAUCUGAGUUACUUGUUGCCAUUGAAUUUUUAUAUCUUGAAUUGGGUAAUGGCAACAACCAUGGUUGUACUGGUAGCAACGAGAUUUCGAACGUUGAACGACACAUUCAGAAUGUACUUCCCAACAACGCCAUCUUGCGGAGGAUUUCUAUCGACUACGAGCCACACGGAAACCGUCAUUUGCAACGAAAAAGAACAGCUGGCCGUGCUGAAGCAGAUCAAAAUAUUGCACGACAAGCUCAAUGACGUGGUCGAACUGGUCAAUUACUGCUUUUCGGUGCAGAUAACAUUUUGCGUUGGCCUGUGCUUCGUCAUUGGAGUCGUGUGCUCGUUUGGUCUGUUCCGUGCCUUCAUCUACCGCAACGAAUUGUUCUACAUGGGGGUCCUGAACUUCGUCUGGUACAUGUAUUACCUCUUUUUUGUGCUUUUCUUCAUAGCCGUGGGCAGCAAGAUUACCCGGGAGGGUAAACGCAUCGGAGUGUUGGUUCAUAAAGCCAUCAAUUGUGCAUCGUCAAGUGCGGUAAUUAACGAGUUGAACAUCUUUUCCCAGCAGCUGCUACACCGAAGCCCGGUAAUCACCUGUGGUUUGUUCGUCUACGAUUGGACUUUGCUCUAUACGAUGAUUGGCGCAACGGCCACCUAUCUAAUAAUUUUGAUCCAAUUUGACGUAUCGUUCCCCAACCUGGUUAACGUAAACGGCACACAAACGGCUGCAUCGGGAGUUUAAGCUGAUCGAAAUGCGAUUUGAAUGAUGAUGAUUGUCUUCGAGGACUUUUGCCAGGACCAAUUUGACUAAUUUCGUAACCACAAUCACCAGUGACUGAGGGAAGUGAAUGUUCAAAUACUGUGUAUUGUAAUACUUAUAAGCUAAAAUAGUAGCCACGAACCUGAGUAAUGUUCAUGUUCUGUGGUUGAUGAUGAUGUUCAACAUUGUGGCCUCACGGCAUAAACUGAAGUGUUUAUAAAUACAGAAUGCAUAACGAACUAUAA